GAUAAAAUAGCUUUGUUUGCUAGUGAGCACUCAGUUCAAACAGAUCAGACUGUAAUUUUUUUAAAAAGUGAAAUUACACAGACAGAUGUAAUCAAAGCUGUAUCUGUCAAUGAACACGCGACACAGACUAAAUCGACAGUUUUUAAGUACAAAGAAAAAACGAUCCAGACUGAACCCAAUUCUGUACGGGUUAGUGAAAAGCUCAUCCAAACUGAGCACACACUAAUUAUCCCUAAUUACAGUGUUAGCGAAAAAAUGAUACAGACGGAAAAAGUAGCAAUGAGAGUCUGUAAACGAUAUGUACAAACGGACAGAAUCAUUCAGAGCACAUGUGAACUUAGUAUACAGACUGACAAAAUCACUGUGUCUCUAAAUGAACAAAUCGUACAAACAGACCAAUCCUCUAUGAUUUCAAAAGAGCAAAUCACACAAACUGAGGAAGUUGAGAUCUCUGAAAUAAAAGAAUUGAAACAAAGUGAAGAUGAUGGGAAUCAAAACUAUGUUCAAGCAGAGGAAAGUUCAAUUACACAAUGUACACAAAUCUGUCUGGAUGAUAAAUUCAUUUUUGGUUUAGAAGAGCAAAUUAAAAUUGAGCCAUUUGAGAUAAAAAACGAGGAUACCAAUUUGAGAAUUUCAGAGAACUUUCCCAUAAAAAAUGAAAGAGCCGACAUGAAAAUUUACCAAAAAGACUUUGCAACAUUGUCUGAUGAGAACGAUGAUUGUGAUAUGUCUGACUGUUCUUUUCCAUUGCAGUGUAGCAUUGAAUUAAGUAAAAUAGAUAAUUGGAACACCAGUUUUACACAAGCAGAGAAAAUUCCUUAUUGUCAUGAAGAAAAGGAAGCAAAGCACAAUUACACAAUUCAAAAGGUGGAUGGCAGUGAUGAUGCAGUUCCACAAGAAACAUUGUCCUGGUGUAAUGUCCAUGAAUUGUUAAAAGAAGUCAAAGAAGGGUCACAAUUACAGAAAUUGACAGAGGAACAACAUAACUUGCAAUCAAAUUUGGUGCUGAUAAAGUCCACACACAUUCCAAAUACCGAUCAAAAUCCACCUAUAGAAUACACAAUCAAAAAUUAUACACAGGCAGAGAUGAGCUUGAAUGGAAAUAAACCAUCUGAAUUAAACUCCUUACAUACAUGUUCAAACAAGGAGAGCUUAGAAAUUACACCAAAACCCAGUUUGUAUGAAAAAUUGGCGAGAACAGAAGAUAAUAAUGAACCAAGUGCAUGCUUUUCUAUAUUAAGCCCUACGAAAAAAGGUCAGAAAUUUGAAAUUACAGGAGAAGAAACAAAUACUUUACAGUAUUCUAGUAUUCCAUGUACUGAUGAAGAACAUUCUAUGGAGCGUGUAAUUCAAAGUGACAUAAAUACAGAAAGCUUGAACAAUAUUGACUCAACUGAAUUAAACUCGGUUCAUACAUAUAUGAGUUCUAAGGAGGACUUACUAAGUCCAUCAGAAAACUUGGAAACAAGAGAAGAAGUCAAUAGCAUUCAUACUGAAAUCUUCUCUUUCAUAGACUCAACGAAUUCUGUUCCAAAUACCAAUCUAGAUCUAUCCACAGAUUGUAUAACCAGCAAUGACAUAAACAGAGAAAAGUUCCUGAAAGCAUAUGACUCAUCUGGAUUACAGUCCUUCAAUAUGAAUGCCAGCACUUCAGAAACUUUAGAAUGCAAACUUAAACAUAGUCCACAGGAAGACAUAGAAAUAGCAGAAGAAAUCAAUAAUGUACAAAGUGCUUUCUCUUCUAGAAUAUGUUACAUGGAAAAAGGACAGACACAAGAGGUAGUUACGGAACCAGAAAAAUAUACUUUACCGUCUAAUUACAUUUCAACUACCAAUCUAGAUCCAACCUUAGAAACACGUCAAUUGUCUCAAUUAAACCUCUCAUAUGUGACCCCUCCAGGGAGCUUAGAGAUUAAACACAGCCCUUCAGAAAACUUGGAAAAAAAGGAAGAAGCCAAUAAUGUAGAAAAUGCAUUCCUAUCUUGGUUAAGCUCUACGAACAAAGGCUAUACACUAUUUGCAGGUACAGAAGAAGAACAAAAUAAUUUACUGUAUAAUUCCACUCCAUAUGCUGAUCAAUAUCCUGCUAUAGAGUGUGUAAUCAACAAUGCCACAAAUGGAGAAAAGUGUCUGAAGUCUACAGAGGACUUAGAUUUGGAAAUAAAAGAAGCAGUCAGUAAUAUGCAUACUGCUUUCUCUUCUUUGAUGGACUUAAUGAAUUGUACUGCAAAUACCGAUGAAGAUCCUGUCAUUGAGUGUGUACCCAAGAAUGUCACAAAUAAUAAGGAAGGAACGCUCCUGAAGGCAAAUGACCCGUCUCUAUUAAAAUACUUUGAUACGUACGGGAGCACGUCAGAGGACUUGGAAUUGGAAGUUGAAAAAACAGAAGAGGUUAAUAAUAUUCAAUGCACUUUCUUUUCUCUGAUAGAAUCAAUGAAAAAAGGCCCAUCACAACUUGCAGAAACUGAACCUGAAGAAAAUGCCUUAUUGUAUAGUUGUGAACUGAAUAUUGAUGAAAAGUCAACCAGUGAGUGUGUAACUAAAAGUUAUGCGAGUGUAGAACAGAGCUUCACUGCAAAUGAACCCUCUCCAUUAAUCACCUUACUUAUGAAUAACAGCCAGAUGCUUGCUGUUACAGAAGAAGAAAAUAGAACUUUACAAUUUAAUCACAUUCCAAGUGCUGAUCACGAUCCUGACAGAGAGUGUGUUUUUAAAAGUGAUCUACAUACAGAGAGAAACAUGAAUACAAGUGACUCAUCUGAACUUAACUCCUCCCUUACUGGUCUUAAUUCUAUGGAGGACUUACAGAGUAUAACAGACAAUCUGGACGCGAGAGAAGCAGUCAAUAAUAUACAAACUGCAUUCUCGUCGCUGAUAGACUCGAUGGGUUAUGUCCCAAGUCCUGAUCAAGAUCCAGUGAUAGAAUGUAUAACCAGCACUGACAUAAAUAAAGGAACGAUCGUGAAGGCAAAUGACCCAUCCCUUUUGAAAUACUUCGAUACGUAUGGAAGCACGUCGGAGGAAGACUUGGAUUUGGAAGUAGAAAAAACCGAAGAGGUCAGCAAUAUACAAUGCGCUUUCUUUUCGUUGAUAGAUUCCAUGAAAAAAGGCCAAGCACAACCUCAGCCACCUAACUUGAAAAAUUGUGAUGAUGAUAUGGUCUUAGAACAAAUUAGUGAAAAAGAUGUUCCACAAUUUCUGAAACUGGCAGAUGAAGGACACAAUUUCCAGUCUAAUGAAAUGGCAAUUGGAAAACCUGAUGCUGAAACUAAGAACAGACAAAAUAAAUAUUCUCGGCCAUGUUCAGUAAUAUUAGGUUUAAAAUAUAAGCCAUUAUUACCCAGACAAUUAAGAAAUAGGAAGAGAAAAAGAGAACAUGUGCAAAAGCAGGAAAUUUCCAUUGAAUGUUUAAGGUUAGAUUCCAUGAGUACCCCAGUUAGCAAUACUGACAGGAACAAUCCAGAAGGAAACCAAAGUUCAGAAAUGAAAAUAUCUAAUGAGAAAAAUUGCAAUGAUAUAAAUAGCUAUUCAGUUCCAUUCCAAUCUAUUGAAGAAUCGAAUAAACCAGAUAAACUGGAGAACUGUGUUAUUCAAUCUGAACACCAGGUUUCUGAUAGCUACCAAGAAUCAGAAGUAACUCAGGAGAAUUAUACCCCAAAACAAACUGAUGAAUAUGACGUGGUACAAGUUCUUACAUUGCAACCUACGGAUGAACGGAAUAAAACAGAUAAUUUGGACAAUAGUCAUAUGCCUUCUGAAGAGGCCUCUAUCAUCCAAAAAGAUAAAGCAGCAACUCAGCAGAACCGUACUCUAAAAGAGAAAAAUAAAUGUGACGAAUAUGGGGUGACACAAGAGCUGAAGUCUAAUGGCGUACAAGCUUUUACAGUAAUGAAGGACACACGCAUAAAAUAUUAUAAACCAUUAAAAUGCAGGCCAGCCGCAUCAAACGAGACCAAACAGAUAUCGAACCCUGAGCAUUUAACAACGAAGUCUGCUGUAGAUUGUCCCAAGAAUUUAAAAGAACCUUUACAACAUAAACGAACUAGAAGAUCAUCUAGCUCUCUACCACCUCCAGAAGAAACAAAAUGUAAUAUAAACGUGUGGGAUUAUAGCACAAGAUCACCCUUCAAAGUGACAUUUAAUGGAGAUUACUCGGAGAAUUUAUUAGACUCAGAAGACACUCAGGACAAGAAAGCUGACAAUGAUUGGGUAACAAAAUUUCCAAAAUCGGAAGAAUACAAAUGUCUUGAAGAUACUGGGGAUUAUGUGUCAUCAAAGAAUAGUACCAAUGAAAGUAGUGACGCAGAAUCAAUUUUGAAUAUUGCAUAUAAAAGAUCGGCUAGUAGCACCUCUUCAGGAACACGUAUGUCAAAAUCUUCAUUAGACAAUAAAAGUGGCUCACCCACCAAGACAGUUAGGAAUAAAUUAAAUGGUAACAUAGUCACUACACCACCACCACACAUAGAUCAUAGGCCACGUUUAAAACCAUUAAAAUGCAGAUCAGCCCCAUCAAACAUAACCAGGCAGAAUUUAAAUACAGAGCACCUGACAACAAAGUCUGGUUUAGAGUGUCAUAAGAAUGGAAAUGCACCUUUAACGAAGCGAAAUAGAAAAUCGUCCAGCUCUUUGCCACCACAUUCAGAGGAAACGUGUAAGAUAAAUGUGUGGGACUAUUCCAUGAGAUCACCCUUCAAAGUGACAUUUAAUGGAGAUUACAAGGACAAUUUAUUAAACUCAGAAGAUACACAGGAUAAAAAAGGUGAUAAUGAUUGGGUGAGAAAAUUACCCAAAUCUGAAGAAUACAAAUGUCUUGAAGAUACUGGGGAUUAUGAGACACCAAAGAAUAGUACUAAUGAAAGUAGCGACUCCUCAGAAAUUUCUACGACAGAAUCUUCUUUAGAUGAUUGGUGUGAUUCAGGAAUGAAGAAAGCCACUGCACAAUUAAUGAUCUGUGACCAAAAUGCUAUGCAAGUUGAAAAACCUCAGUCUCGGCAGAAUAGAGUUAAAAGAGAUAACACACAUAUUAAGAAUGGACAAAAACAUAAGAGAGAUGAUCAUAGGCCAUGUUCAGUGCCAUCGAGCCAGAAUUCAAAUACUGAGCAUAAGAACGUAAAAGGGCCUUUAAAGAAACAAACUCGAAAAUCAUCUAGUUCUUUGCAACCUUCAACAGAAUAUUCCAUAAACGUGUGGGACUACUUCCCAAAAUCACCCUUCAAAGUGACCUUAUCAAAGUCGGAAGAUACACAGGACAAGAAAGAGGACAAUGAUUGGGUGAGAAAAUUCCCAAAAUCAGAAGAAUACAAAUGUUUAGAAGAUACUGGGGAUUAUGAAUCGCCAAUGACAGACUCUGAUGAACACAGUGAUACAGAAUCAUCUCUUCUGAACAUUCCACGUUUACAUUCGGCCAGUGAUUCCUCAGAAUCUUGUACGACGGAAUCUUCAUCAAAUCAUAAAUCUUGCUCAUCGACUAAGUUGACAGGAAAUGAACUAUGUGACCCGUCGACAACUGCAUUGCAAUCAAGCCAAACACAUGUGAUACAAGCUUGGCUUGAUAAUGGAACAAACAUCAAAACAAAAUCUAGACGAAAGAGAAAGUUGGUAAAACAGGAUGAAUGUAUAAAAGUUUUAACAGACAAUGAAUCGAAACAUCUUGAUGACAUAACAAUUGACGAUUUUACUUCCACUGAUUUUGACACUAAAUUGAUUCAUGUUAAGCCUUGCCGUAGCGACAUUAGUGAGAAGAAACACUAUGACCAUUCACAUAUCUUUACAACACAUCCAUUAACAAAUACAUCAACAAAUGUAGGCGCCCGAAUAGGAUGUUCCUCAGCUCAAGAAGGGGCUCAAUACGUGGGCGAUUUAUUAAUUGAGGAUAUAACAUCGUUCGAGGCGUCUGAUACUACAUUUGUAGAUUUGAAUCCUAGAGCCACAAAUGUAGAUAAAAGAGAACAUAAUAACAUUGGUACACAGCAGGAUGAUGGUAAACAAAAAUUAACACGAGGAAAUGGUGUUUCUUUGUCAACGCUUCAAAAUACUGUGAAAGUAAAGACAUUAAGUCCACUGAAUAAUAUCGGACCAAACUAUUACAAUAAAAUUCAAAAUAAAACAGUUAUUAUGUCACGACAUGUUAGAAGGCCAAUUAGCAAACAGCGAAAUGUGGAAAGCUUGCUGAGAAAAAAUGGUUCAGCACAAAACAAUACGGAAAGGAAUGUUGUUACAAGUGAGGAAAAUUGAAGACAUCAUCAUUCUCUAAAUUAAUUGUCUAUAAUAAACUUACUUGAAACAUUUAAUAUUCUUUUACUUUACUGCUUUAUCUUUAUGUACAUGAAAGUUUAAAGUUGAACUUUACAUAACAAUUCUUUACAUUUACUGACAAGAUCACCACAUUUUAGUUUUUCUGCAUUGACU
Molecule: messenger RNA, 6408 nt
Organism: Cimex lectularius (bed bug)
Lineage: Eukaryota; Metazoa; Arthropoda; Insecta; Hemiptera; Cimicidae
Exons: 4
Coding region: 256-6234 (1992 amino acids)
Source: RefSeq, a predicted model, not a curated record